CCCAUCAUCCUGUAUCAAUGCGUGCGGGGCAGCAGCGGCAGCAGCCAUGUCGCAGCCACCAUCACGCACACCCACCCACAAAUUGUGGGUCGCGGCUUUCUCUCUCUAGAGGACAGGCUGCCGGGAAAUAAAGAAGAGAUCCCAGCCAUCCAUGGAGAAUUGGAGAGGUGGAGAGGGGAGAGAGACAAAGCCGGCGUCCAUGUCCUGACGUCCACCCACGCCCCCAAUACCUGCUUUUUCCCAGGGCUGGAUGGAUGUGUGGCCAACUGGCCAUGACAUUUCUAGAGGGAGAAACACGGCAAGGGGAGGAGGUACGGGGCCGGUCUGCAUCGUCACAUUCACCCUCCCCUUUUCUUUGUCUCCCUCCCCCAGCCCAGUCGCUCGCUCUAGUAGCCUCCUCGCCACCAAUGACACGAGAGACGACCGACUGGUUCGCUCCUCGUGGAGGCCGGGCGGCAAGCGAGCGAGGGAAAGGAGAGACAGCGCCCCACUACUCCCGUCCACUCCAUAUGCCAUUACCACCCACCACCUCCCCCUCUACCACCGCCCACUAGAGCCGAGCCGAGUCUGCCUAGAGAGAGAAACAACGGGAGAGAGAAAAGAGUUGUUGCCUUGUUGGUGUUCAUUGCGUGCGCGCCGGCCUCCUCGCCUUCCCUCCCUGUUCUCAUCCAUCCUCGGUCACCAUGGGCCCUUUUGGGUUUUCGGCACCACCAUCUCACUCAUGGGUCAGAGCAGUCCCCUCCGCUCCCUCCCUUCACACGGCGCGGGAAGAGAGAGAGAGAGAGAGAGAGAGAGAGGGCGGACGGAGCAGGCGCAAGAAACUUCCACCCACACCUCCCCUGCUUCCCCUUCCAACCUUUAUUAGUAUUAUCUCCUUCCUUCCCCCCUCCCUCCCUCGGUCCCGUCCCCUCUCGCUUUCUCCUCCGUCUCUCCACGAUCCGCCGGGCUUCUUCUUGUUCCCAACCGCGGUGAGGUGAGGCGGCGAUGAAGAGGGCUCACAAGGUGGUCCUGGCCCAGCCGGCGGCGGCUGCUGCGAUGACGCCUCGGCCGCUGCCUCGCGCGCCCCGGCCCGUCCGCGGCGACGGGGGCGAGGCGUUCAGGGCGAGCCAGAGGUACCAGAGCCUCCUCCAGGACUACAAGGAGCUCCUCAAGGAAACUGCAGCAAAGAAGAACAGAUUGCAUUUGGAGAAGCUGAAAAAGCAAAGGCUUUCGGCUGAAGUCAAGUUUUUGCGGAGAAGGUACACAUCGAUGUCCGAAAAUCCAUCUCAGACUGCUGUUUAUAGAUUGAAGAACCCGGCAAUGGCGCCUACUUCCCGGACAGCCGUGUGGGUUGAUCACCACCGGUCCGUUCAGGCUGUUGGGAGUUCAAGCAAAGGUCAUCAGCCCGCACAGCAGCAAAGGCAGCAUCCGGUUCCACGGGCGUCUCCGGUUAUCGACCUCAACGAGGCUUGUGAGCUGAGUUCCUCUGAGGAGACCGAAGAAUUUCAUGGUUACCAGGAGACUGCUAGGGCAGACAAGGUGAACAAGUACAUGUUAGAGGGCAAUGUUGUCGCCGGUCCUAGUGACUCGAAAAUGUCGGCGUUCUGGGAUGCUCGGAACCCUGCGGCGGCGCGAGCUGGGAAGAGGAAGAUCUCAUGGCAGGAUCAGUUGGCUCUUAGAGUAUAGGUUGCUACUCCCUCCGUUUCAAAAUAGAUGACUCAACUUUGUACUGACCUUAGUAUAAAGUUGGGUCAUCUAUUUUGGAACGGAGGGAGUAGAUUACAAUGUCAAGUGUGGUUUUAGCAUGAGUUAUGUGCCUCAUCUCUGGUCCUCGAGCUGUAAAAGAAUCCUUCCUUCGAGUCAUCAGUGGAUGUGUAGUUGCUUCCUGGUGCAUCAUCAGUGGAUGUGGAUAAAAUGAACCAUACGGAAGUUCGAUCUGAAAAAGAAGAUGACACAGUUGAUGAAAUUUUGUCGUUC
Messenger RNA from Triticum dicoccoides, 1956 nucleotides. RefSeq lists its product as uncharacterized. Bases 985 to 1665 code for a protein of 226 amino acids. The transcript has 4 exons. The record is from RefSeq and is a predicted model, not a curated record. NCBI's taxonomy places the organism in Eukaryota, Viridiplantae, Streptophyta, Magnoliopsida, Poales, Poaceae.